This is a messenger RNA of Clarias gariepinus (North African catfish), 5024 nucleotides long. RefSeq names its product smoothelin-like. Gene Ontology annotation, biological process: actin cytoskeleton organization. Gene Ontology annotation, molecular function: protein binding. The transcript is spliced from 22 exons. The record is from RefSeq and is a predicted model, not a curated record. Gene Ontology annotation, cellular component: filamentous actin; microtubule organizing center. Lineage: Eukaryota; Metazoa; Chordata; Actinopteri; Siluriformes; Clariidae. The coding region runs from base 41 to 4075 and encodes 1344 amino acids.
CCAUCUACACACACAUACAGUUCCUUGAGCUUGCACUGUGAUGGAAUCGACUACAGCAAGUGGCUCAGGCACCGCCGUGCUGGCACAGUUCGAACGAGCUCUGCGUCUUGUUGUGCGUGACAUCCAUGUCGAAGUCGCUACUUUCAAACGAAAUGUCGAGCAGCGCCUGGAGGAAGCCUGUGAAGGUGCGAAACCCCUGGAGACCAUGGUUUCAAGGCUCCAGGAGGAAAAUCAGCAGCUAAAAGAGAAGCUGGAGGCUCUUUCCCAGCUGGUAGACACACUUCCUUGGAUAGCGAGCAAGUCAAGUUCCCAGAGGACGCAUGAUCUCCAUGAUCUCCAUGAUCUCCAAGGUCAAACCCAAAUCCAAGCUGGGAAAUGUAGCCCUGGAACUGCAUCUCCUGUGGAGGAAGAAGAAACAUGUGGGCCAACUGAGGCAUACUUACUCGGUGGGUCUGUGUGUGUGGAUUCAGACUCGUCUUCCUCCAGAAGUUCCCCUACUGCACCUGAGUCUAGCACCAUCAACGUGGAUACAAGUUAUGAGUGUAAAGAGAUAACCAGAGAAGAGAAAAAAGUAGAAGAAAAACAAGAAGAAGAUGAUAAAGACCCUGUAACUUCAGCUGGGCUGGAGAAUAAAUCUGAACACACACAAGAAUUAAAAGAAAUCCCAUCACUGGACAGUAUACAGCAUGCAUUUGAUGAUUGUCUGGCCAUAACGUCUUCUCAAAUACAUCAUACCACAGACCCUAGGCCUGAAUCUCCUUUAGGAAGUGAAUACUCUGGAUUGUCUGGAUUUUCUGGAUACUCUGUGUCCCAGGAUAUGAUGUCAUCAUUAUCCAGUCAGCAUGUGAUAUCUCACGCCAUGACUACAAGACAGCGUUCAAUCACAGCCACGAGCAGAGCAAGAGAUCUGGUGGUGCAAAAGUCUAAAUCCAAGCUGAUUACAGAGACGGAGGAAGUCAAGUCAUCAACCAACACCCAAACCACAUCCAUGGUUUCAAUUGAAGCGCCCCAGAAACCUGGAGAUGCUGAAGGUUGUAUAUUAAGCCCUCCUUCCCCAAGUCCCUGGAGGAGAAAACAUAAUCCACGUGCUAUUAUUACCAAACUCAUACCACCACCAGCGCAAUUUAGCUAUUCAGCGAUUGAUAUCUCUACAACAGAACCAAAAACAGAAUCCCACCAUAAAUCUGAGGAGGUUCAGGAAGUCAAGACAUCAGACAACCAUAACUCUACGGCUCACAAACAGUUUCAUCAGUUACCCUCUGAAAAAGUCUCACUAAAGACAAUUGAAGAAAGGUCUUCCUUUGAAAAGGACGUUACGUUGGAGACGCAGGAAUUGAUGUCAGGAGGUGGCAAUCUGGAAGAUAAAGAAAAACGAAAUCAAAUUGCCAAUACAGACACCAACCUGAUCACUUCCCAGAUCAGGCAAUUAACCAAUCAAAACACUGAUCUGACUUUCAGCAAAUCAGCUUCAGAUCCACCGACAUCUGCAAAGAACCUUCAUGUGGCUCCUUUUGCUGUAUCAAGUAAAGUCAGUGCCUCAAGGAAAUCCUCAGAAUCUAUGUUUAGAACUGAGCAUGUGCUACGGUCAACAGUCACCGUUCAGACAAGCUUGGGGUCCAUGACAGAAGCUCAGCAACCAGUCAGCAUUAUGAACAUACCCCUAAGCCCCAAAUCAAUCAGGUCAACCAAUCAACUUCCUACUCCAUUUAAACCACUAUGUACACCUGAGGCAACUGAAAUGCCAGUUAAAGGUUCAAAGGUUGGCGAAGCUUCAGAAUCCAGUGGGUCUCUCAAUAAUCACCACAUGACCCCAUUCUUAGUGAAAUCUCCAACAUCCGUUUGUUCUGCACAAUAUUCAGAGCCCUUCCUCAAAUCUGAUCAUUCUCAAGCAACUAGUUCAGCUCAACAUGCAGAACCUCUAACUACACCACCUCCACACCAACCUUUAAGUAGUGAAACUGUACCUUUGAGUCCCAAGCCUCUAAGGUCAACCAACCAAAGCCCUACACCUUUCAAGCCUUCAUCUACACCAAAACCAGCAAUCAGACCACAACACAGAAUUGUCCAGACAGAAAAAAAUUCAUCUACCAGUAGUAUUUAUGAGGAACAAGCAGCUGUGAUGGAAUCUCAAGGUCCUGUCCAAUCUGCAAAAGUAAAUGUAAAUGUUCACAUGAGCCCAAACUCUAAGAUUAAACCAGCCAAGAUUAACCAAGAUGAGCAUUCUUCCAUCAAACACAACUCCAUACCAUCUCCUCCCACAGUGAAGAAGCCAGUGCUAGAUGUACCUUCACCAGUGUCUGAUUACUGUUCUUGCCCAGAAAAAAAUAAUUCACCUGAAAGUAACAGAGAUCAAGAGUCUUCCAGCAAAAAGAUUUCUCAUUGUCCCGUCCCAUCAUUCACACAAAUAAGCCCACGGCCUUGCAAAAGACUGACAAACCACGACCUUGCACAAAAUCAAGAUGCCAGUCUUGUCGGUUCUCCAGCUGUAAUUUGUUUAAACUCUUCUGAGACAUCUGGUGUAACCGUCGAGAUCAACCAAACCCAAUAUCAAGUUCAAUUGCAACAGGAAAUGAGGUCAAAAGGGGAGAAUUUCUCCCAGUCUCAGCUGUCCAUUGGUUCUCUAAGCAGACGUUCAGAUUCACCAUCUGGAAGCGAGUAUUCUGGCUACUCGUCCGUCUAUUCGUCCGUGUCUCAAGAAGUGAGGUCAUCAAUAACCGGUCAGCAUGUGACUUCUGCCCAGCCUAUUGCAACCUCCAUAACUUGCUUGAGCCCCAGACGUCCAAGAAGACAAGCCAAUCACAACACCGAGAAGUUGUUGGCAUCAUCACAGACAGAGGCCUCAACAGAGUCACAAGGGAAGUCACAUAUGUCUCGUGUCUUCUCACAACCUCAGCUCUCCAUAAGUUCUCUAUCUAGACGAGCAGAAUCGCCUCCUGAUAGUGAGUAUUCUGGAUACUCUUCAGUCUAUUCUUCGGCAUCACAGGAAGUAAGAACACUUGUAGAUUCAUCCAUAACCACUGCAAAACCUCAAGCGCCUGUCACUUCUAUGAUUCGUAUGAGUCCUAAGCCUGUCAGGAGAUCAGCCAAUCCCGGCUCAUCUCUCCCUAACCCCUCCCCUCCACUAAAGGCAAAGGUGUUUGGCCAAUCAACACUGAAUAUUAAAUCAUAUCCAUUAAUGAGUGAACCUUCAAGUAAGUCUGGGAUGUCUCAGGAUUUGAAGUCACCUCUCGGCAGCCAAUAUCCAGCCAUCUCAUCACCACAGCUGUCUGCUACCCGCAACAACCAAGUCCCAAGAAGCCCCAAGUCCAUCAGCAGGUCUAGUAAUAUUUCACAGCCGAACACUACGCCACAUUUUAACGCUUUGCUUUUCAGCCAAUCAGCAUCUGACGCAACAGUUUCUAAACCCAUCCCGGACUCUUCAAGCAGACCUGUGUCAGCAGUCAAGCCGUGGACCUCCAGCCCGAAGAUAAAUACAAGUUCAUCUGCCUAUCCAGACAAGAAGUCAAGCACAUUUUCUAAGCCAGCUCAGUGCCUUGAUUCCAAACCAGUCAGUGACAACUUCAUCAAGAAAUCUGACAAUGUGAAUGGGAAAGAGAGUUCGAUUGGAUUUCAGACAAAGCAGAACAACCAGAGCAAGCAGGCCUUGUUUCAGAGAAUGAAUUCUGAACCUAACAGAGAUAAGAGUGUGGAGUCGAAACCUAAAGUGAGACGCUCUCAGAGCUUCAAUACGUCCAGCGCCAGCGGCAUUAAGCAGCUCCUGCUGGAGUGGUGCCGCUCCAAAACCAUCGGCUAUCAGCAAAUAGAUAUCCAUAAUUUCUCCUCCAGCUGGUCUGAUGGAAUGGCCUUCUGUGCUCUAGUGCACUCCUUCUUCCCUAAUGAGUUUGACUACAAUGAUCUGAAUCCUGCACACCCUAAACACAACCUUGAUUUAGCCUUCACUACUGCUGAGGCGAAGGCAGACUGCAUGCGUCUGAUCGAGGUGGACGACAUGAUGGCGAUGGGUCCCAACCCUGAUCCCAUGUGUGUGUUCACAUAUGUGCAGUCGCUUUACAACCACCUCAAAAAAUUCGAGUGAUUGCUUCCAACAUCAAUCAUUCUCAUUAGGGUUACAGCCUCUGCAAUGGAAAGAUGUUUUUAUGUCUUAUUUGUUACAUUUGUCAUUUUGGAAAUAUUUUUUGUUUACGUAGCGCACCAAGCAGGUUUGGUAAGGUAUUCAAAUGAAAAAGUUUCAUCCGGAGAUCGCUAGUUCGAUUUCCAGGUGAUGCUGUAGCCUCUCACAGCCGGGGGCCUAGAGAAAGCUGAUUGGCGGAGCUCUCACAGCGGGGUGGAGUGGGAGGGAUUUAGAGCUCUCACAUCAAUCAGGGGCGCCUGUGAGCUCAUGCAAGUGGAAGGAGCUGUUCUGUGAGUGUAUUACGCUGCCCUUACUGUGCGUGAGCAAUCAAAAGUUUGAGAAGAUGCGUUCGGCUGGCGUUUCCUCCGAACCAUGUGAUAGUCUUUGGCCCUCACUGACUGAGUAGUGGCCUUAAUGUGGGAGCCCCCUAGUGACGGGUGGAAAUUGGAUAUGACUAAAAUUAGGGAGAAAAUCAGGGGGAAAACAUUCAAAAAGUUUUUCUUCCUCUGAUAUCACUGCAAACUGCAAAUAAUAACUUUUAAUUUAUUAAUAUAAUUUUAAUUUUAUGUUUCCUGACUAGUUUAACCUCUUUUUCUCCAACAGACGCAAAAAAAAUCUAGAGACUCCUUUAAUUAAUAUUUAAUACCUUUCUCUUUACAGAAUCCUUUACCAUAUUGAAAUUUUUUAUUUUAAAUUAAAUGUUCUUAUAUUUAUUAUUAGCGUUUAAGGGUGUAUGUCAUCUGCCAUACCACCCUGAAUGUACAUGUAGUUAGAAAUAUUAGAACAAGAGCCUUAACAAAAACCUGUUGGAGUUUAUGGGUAGCUCAAAGAUUAGGGCAUUGGAGUAUCAGAAGGUCCCAGGUUCAAAACCCUUCAGCAAGGCCCUUAACCAUCAACUGCUCAGAUAUAUUAU